Messenger RNA from Fulmarus glacialis (Northern fulmar), 364 nucleotides. It is a transcript of the gene CD59, whose product is annotated as CD59 molecule, complement regulatory protein. The transcript is spliced from 3 exons. NCBI's taxonomy places the organism in Eukaryota, Metazoa, Chordata, Aves, Procellariiformes, Procellariidae. The record is from RefSeq and is a predicted model, not a curated record. The coding region runs from base 5 to 364 and encodes 119 amino acids.
AAGCAUGAUCAAGAUGAACUGCGUCCUGUUAACGGCCUGCAUUGUUCUGGUUGCCUUUUGUAGUUGUGGUUAUACCCUAAGGUGUUACCACUGUGAGAACAGCCCUUCCUUGUGCAAGACCAAUAGUACUUGCUUAGCAAUUGAAGAUACUUGCUUGCAGAUGAAAUUUGGUAAAUUGAGAACUUCCUCCUGCUGGAAGGCAUCCCAGUGCAGCAUGAAUGAUAUUGCUGAAUUCUUCCAGUUGGAUAAUUUUGAAUUCUUCUGCUGCCAACACGACUUGUGCAAUGAGAGCGCAAUUACUGGGGUUAACAAAGCGGCCUUCAGUAUCGCCUCUGUAAUGACCAUGUUAUGGAUGCUUCUGUAA